AUGUUCAACGGUUCCGGCACUACAAUCCCAGCAGACCAAUACAACGGUACAAACGAUACUAGCACUACAAUCCCAAAGGACCAGCACAACAGUGCCAACGGUAACAGCACUACAAUCCCAACAGACCAGUACAAUGAUAUCAACGGUACCAGCACUACAAUCCCAGCAGACCAAUACAACGAUACCAACGGUAUUAGCACUACAAUCCCAAAGGACCAGCACUACAGUGCCAACGGUACCAGCACUACAAUCCCAACAGACCAGUACAACGAUGUCAACGGUACCAGCACUACAAUCCCAGCCGAUCAAUACAACGGUACUAGCACUACAAUCCCAAAGGACCAGCACAACAGUGCCAACGGUACCAGCACUACAAUUCCAAUAGACCAGUACAACGAUGUCAACGGUACCAGCACUACAAUCCCAAAGGACAAAUACAACGGUACCAACGGUACUAGCACUUCACUCCCAAAAGGUCAGCACAACAGAGCCAGCGGUACCAGCACUACAAUCCCAAUAGACCAAUACAACGGUGUCAACGGUACCAGCACUACAAUCCCAAAGGACCAAUACAACGGUACCAACGGUACUAGCACUAGACUCCCAAAAGGUCAGCACAACAGUGCCAAUGGUACCAGCACUACAAUCUCAACUGACAGGACAACGGUCUCUACGAUCCCAGCACAAAGGUCUCAUUGGUCCAGUACAGAGAUUCUAAUGGUCCCAGCACAUCUUUCCUAA
Molecule: messenger RNA, 741 nt
Organism: Diatraea saccharalis (sugarcane borer)
Lineage: Eukaryota; Metazoa; Arthropoda; Insecta; Lepidoptera; Crambidae
Source: the annotation of a GenBank genome assembly